GGAAUGGGGGUAGAGGGCUGCACGGCUUGCGUUUUGGAAUCCAGGGCUCUGUCGCCACAGUGGCCGCGUCCCCCUCCGCGGGUGGGAGGGACGCCCGCCCUCACGGUUCAGCUCUCCUGCCCUCGCGGGCCGGGUUCCCGUGGGUUCUGGACCUGCGCCCUCGGAAGACCCUGCCUCGGCUGAGAUCCUCCGCCAGCGCCGGCGACCUGUUACUCCCGUUCCCCGCUCCUCCAGGACGUUGUGGGGGAGUGCACAGGACACCUGAGGGCGUGCGGGAGACGGUGGUUUGAGGUCCAAGGAAAGGAGCCGCUGAAGCCAAACGCCCUCGGAGUCCCAGCGUACCGGACGCGCCGGCCGAGUCGGGGUGUUGAGAGUGAGGCAGUGGCAGUUCCACAGGCAGCGGGGACCCCAGGGGAACAGCCUCAGGUCUCAGCUGGAGCUGGAAGAGAGACCCGGAGCUCCGGGGGACCUUGGUUCUUUUUAACUCACUUGCUGGCAGGGAACAGGGACGGGAUCAUGAUACUGCAUCCAGGAGCUGGGGAACACGAAGUGGUGGAGAGUUUGCCCCGGGAGAGAGGCGAGCGUUACCUAAGAUCUGGGGUGGGCAACAGUGUGUGCAGUGUGGAUCAGAGAGGAAGAAACAUCACAAGGUGAGGCAGCGGUCAGGUGAGAAAGGACCAAAAGGCCCCCGCUACCCUGGCGAGGUCCCAAGUGGCUAAUCGGGUUCUUCCUGCAGACCUGGGCCUUCAGAGCUGCUUGCCUCUCCCCCAGCCUUGUCAUUUCAUUAUGCUGCCCUUCCCAUGAUGAGGAAGACCAGCUAAGUUCCAGGUGCGGAGUUUCUGCUCUCCCAAAGGGCCUUCCUUGCCCAGUCCAGAGCUGUGCCAUGUCAGAGACUGGGGAAGAGGAGACCGGAUCAGCUGAAGCAUCAGGGUUCUCAGACUUGAGUGACUCGGAGCUUGUGGAGUUUCUAGAACUGGAAGAUGCCCAAGAGUCAAGUGCUUCACCUGGCAAGCCUGGCCCAUCUUCUGAACUCCCUGGGAAGGAUGGCAAGCCCAGAAGCUUACAGAACUGCGGAAGAGGAUUGGAUAUCUCAUCACCCAUGCAGAGAUUCCACCUUCAAUAUUUGUAUGUCACUGACCUGUCUGCUCAGAACUGGUGUGAGCUGCAAAUGGCACACGGAAAGGAGCUUCCUGACCUUGUGACACCUGAGAAGGCAGCUGUUUUAGAUACUGGGGCCAGCAUCCAUCUAGCUAGAGAAUUAGAACUUCACGAUCUUGUGACCAUCCCUGUCGCCAGUAAAGAAGAUGCCUGGGCAAUUAAGUUUCUGAAUAUGCUAUCAAUGAUUCCUACCCUGCAGUCAGAAGGCCGCAUCAGAGAGUUUCCAGUGUUUGGGGAAGUGGAGGGUGUGCUUCUUGUUGGAGUGAUUGAUGAGCUGCACUAUACAGCCAAGGGGGAACUGGAGCUGGCGGAGCUCAAGACACGCAGGCGCCCUCUGCUCCCUCUAGAAGCUCAGAAAAAGAAAGACUGUUUUCAAGUCAGCCUAUACAAAUAUAUCUUUGAUGCCAUGGUACAAGGGAAAGUGACCCCUGCAAGUCUCAUCCACCACACAAAAUUGUGUCCAGACAAGGCACUGGGGCCUUCAGUGCUGAGCCAUGCCCGGCGGGGAGGCUUCACUGUGAAGUCUUUGGGUGACCUCAUGGAACUGGUGUUCUUAUCUCUCACUAUGUCAGACCUUCCAGUCAUCGAUAUUCUGAAGAUUGAGUAUAUUCACCAAGAGAGUGCCACUCUACUGGGUACAGAAAUUGUAGCCUUUGAAGAGGAAGAGGUGAAAGGCAAGGUGCAGCAUUAUAUGGCCUACUGGAAGGGCCUCCGAGAGCCUCGAGGAGUUGACAUAGAAGAGGCUUGGAAGUGCCGGACGUGCAGCUAUACAGACAUUUGCAAGUGGAGAAAGGGCGGUGGGGUGCUAAGUUCCACACUGGAGCCCCAGCCUAAAAAGUCAAAUAAAUAGAAGGUAUGCUUUCAGAAAUGUUGAUCUUUCUGGAACUCCUAAUAUACCUCAGUAAAAGAGGACCCAUCUCUAAGCUUUGCUUUCAUGGAGAUCAUGUUCUUAUUUUGGUUUUUAUAUUUCUGCAGCCUCUAGCCACAUCCAAGUCCAGGAGCAAUGCUCAGGGAUGAGUGGGAGAGAUACAGGGUUACCCAUGGAGCUUUGCUGUGGGUUACCAGAAGGUGGAUGCUCAUCAUGGCUAGAGCAAAGGUAUCUUCCAGCAAAUGUCAUUUUCCUAAGAAAAGUCUCCAGCUCCUGAUAAGUCUUCCCUAUUUUUCUCACUCAAGAAAAAAAGUUUUUCUUAUUUUCUGUCUACAUUUAUAUAAUAAAAUGAAACACUGUCAGGACAAUUGAA
This is a messenger RNA of Oryctolagus cuniculus (rabbit), 2399 nucleotides long. NCBI's taxonomy places the organism in Eukaryota, Metazoa, Chordata, Mammalia, Lagomorpha, Leporidae. The record is from RefSeq and is a predicted model, not a curated record.